Molecule: messenger RNA, 1599 nt
Organism: Chrysochloris asiatica (Cape golden mole)
Lineage: Eukaryota; Metazoa; Chordata; Mammalia; Afrosoricida; Chrysochloridae
Product: zinc finger protein 14-like
Exons: 5
Coding region: 1-1599 (532 amino acids)
Biological process (GO): regulation of transcription by RNA polymerase II
Molecular function (GO): RNA polymerase II cis-regulatory region sequence-specific DNA binding; DNA-binding transcription factor activity, RNA polymerase II-specific
Source: RefSeq, a predicted model, not a curated record
AUGAGAACACACACGGGCGAGAAGCCCUACGAAUGCAGUCAGUGUGGGAAAGUUUUCAAAUGGCCCUUGUCCUUACGAACACACAUGAGCAUACACAGUGGAGAGAAACUUUAUGACUGUAAACACUGUGGGAAGGUCUUCAGCUGGCCUGUACACUUGGAGGCACAUAUGAGAAUGCAUUCAGAUGAGAAGCCCUUCGAAUGUAAGCAGUGUGGGAAAGCCUUCAAGUGGCCCUUAUCCUUGCGAGCACACGUGACAACUCACACCGGGGAGAAGCCCUAUGAGUGUCAGCAGUGUGGGAAAGCCUUCAGUCAGCUCUCUUACCUUCGCGAGCAUGUGAGAAUUCACACUGGAAAGAAACCUUACGAUUGCAAGCAGUGUGGGAAAGCCUUCAAGUGGCCCUCAUCGUUACGGAAACACCUGAGAUUGCACACCGGAGAGAAGCCCUACGAAUGUAAGGAAUGUGGGAAAGCCUUUAAUUGGCCCAUAUCCUUACGAGCACAUAUGAGGAUGCACUCUGGUGAAAAGCCCUAUGAAUGCAAGCAGUGUGGGAAAGCCUUCAACUGGGCUAUGUCUCUACGGACACACAUGAGCACACACACCGGGGAGAAGCCCUAUGAAUGUAAACAGUGUGGGAAAGCUUUCAAUUGUCCUAAACAUUUACGAGAACACAUGAGAACACAUUCUGGUGAGAAACCCUACGAAUGCAAGCAGUGUGGGAAAGCCUUCAGUUAUCUCCAAAACCUCCGUAGGCAUGAAAGGACUCACAGUAAAGACAAACGCUACGAAUGUAAUCAGUGUGGAAAAGCCUUUAGUCAACUCUCAUACCUUCGAGGACAUAUGAGGAUGCACACUGGAGAGAAACCCUAUGUCUGUCAGGAAUGUGGGAAAGCCUUCCAGUGGCCCUCAUUUUUAUCAAAUCAUAUGAGAGUGCACAGCAGAGAGAAGCCCUACCCCCAUGAGUGUAAACAGUGUGGGAAAGCUUUCAGCCAACUGUCAUACCUUCGAGGACACGUGCGAAUGCACACUGGAGAGAAACCCUACGUGUGUAAGGAGUGUGGGAAAGCCUUCAGGAGCCCCUCCUCAUUACCAGUGCACAUGAGGACACACACUGGAGAGAAGCCCUACAUCUGUCAGGAAUGUGGGAAAGCUUUUAACUCGUCUUCCGCUUUAAAGAGCGCCGGGGCGGAACUUGGCGAAUUAGCCAAUCAGGGGCUCCAGGAGCGGGACGGCGCCCCCGAAAGCAACUCAGACGUAAUUAUUCCGCGCGGUCGCUGCCGGACAGUUUCCGACGGCUGCUCCACGGUCUCUGGCGUCCUGGUCCCGGUGGAGCGGACGCUGGGAGAUGGCCCCGGCUCCACUCUGAGCUCCCGGGACCUGAGUCUGCGGACAGGCGGACGGACCCUUGGCUGCUCCGGCUCGCUGGGCUGGGCUGGCCUCGCCGCCCACCGGGACCCGGGGCGUCCAGUCCGUCCCCGUGUGCGGAGUUCUCGCGUCCCGUACAGACCGUCUUCUCAGGGCUGGCACGAAAUCCCCAAAUCCCAGACCCCUCCCGGCUUUCCCAAAGGCCAGCUGCUCCCCAGCAAUCAACUCUUUUGA